CCCUCCCCCUCGCCGCCGCCGCCACUGCUCGCCGCAGCUUCUCCACCAGACGAAGGGAGCCGCGCGCCUCCGAAACCCUAGCCCGCCCCCGCGUCCCCGCGGCCGCCGCCAAAAUGGUGAACGUUCCCAAGACCAAGAAGACCUACUGCAAGAACAAGGAGUGCAGGAAGCACACCCUUCACAAGGUCACUCAGUACAAGAAGGGAAAGGACAGCCUGUCUGCCCAGGGAAAGCGCCGUUAUGACCGUAAGCAGUCAGGAUAUGGUGGUCAGACCAAGCCUGUUUUCCACAAGAAGGCAAAAACCACCAAGAAGAUUGUGCUGAAGCUGCAAUGCCAAAGCUGCAAGCAUUACUCCCAGCACCCCAUCAAGAGGUGCAAGCAUUUCGAAAUUGGUGGGGACAAGAAGGGCAAGGGAACAUCUCUUUUCUAAAUUGCUUGCGACCAACUGGAUACUCUGCGCUUCAUAUUUCGAUGUUUGUAGGAGCUUAAUUUAAGCAGACCUUAAUGUAUUCAAGUAUCAUCUUCUGACGUUUGCUAGGGUUGGCUUUCUGCUGAAUCAAAUUUUUGUUGCUUAGUCUUCGUUGAAUCCAAUGUGAUGGAUGUGUCUAUUUUGCAAUUGCCGUUCUGAUUUUGUGA
Molecule: messenger RNA, 637 nt
Organism: Oryza brachyantha (malo sina)
Lineage: Eukaryota; Viridiplantae; Streptophyta; Magnoliopsida; Poales; Poaceae
Product: 60S ribosomal protein L44
Exons: 4
Coding region: 114-431 (105 amino acids)
Biological process (GO): translation
Cellular component (GO): ribosome; cytosolic large ribosomal subunit
Molecular function (GO): structural constituent of ribosome
Source: RefSeq, a predicted model, not a curated record